Molecule: messenger RNA, 1170 nt
Organism: Talpa occidentalis (Iberian mole)
Lineage: Eukaryota; Metazoa; Chordata; Mammalia; Eulipotyphla; Talpidae
Product: adenylate kinase 4, mitochondrial
Exons: 5
Coding region: 154-825 (223 amino acids)
Biological process (GO): nucleobase-containing compound metabolic process
Cellular component (GO): mitochondrion; cytoplasm
Molecular function (GO): nucleoside diphosphate kinase activity; AMP kinase activity; ATP binding
Source: RefSeq, a predicted model, not a curated record
GCCCCGGAGCUGCGGGAGGGGUUGUCUUAAAAGUCUCUCCUUCCCACUGCAGGGGCUGCAGGCGAGUCCCGGUGCGAGCGGAGGGUGCCAGGCGCAGGGCAAACGAGAAAAGUUCCCGGGGCUUUCCGGGGCCGCCCCCUCCUCGCGAAGGCAAUGGCUUCCAAACUCCUGCGCGCGGUCAUCCUUGGGCCGCCCGGUUCUGGCAAGGGCACCGUGUGCCAGAGGAUCGCCCAGAACUUUGGCCUUCAGCAUCUCUCCAGCGGCCACUUCUUGCGGGAGAACAUCAAGGCCAACACGGAAGUGGGUGAUAUGGCAAAGCAGUACAUAGAGAAAGGUCUGUUGGUUCCAGAUCAUGUGAUCACACGUCUGAUGAUGUCAGAGCUGGAGAAUCGUCGUGGCCAGCAUUGGCUACUGGAUGGUUUUCCUAGGACUUUAGUUCAGGCUGAAACCCUGGACAAAAUCUGUGACCUGGAUCUAGUGAUCACUUUGAACAUUCCAUUUGAAACACUUAAAGAUCGUCUCAGCCGGCGCUGGAUUCAUCCUCCCAGUGGAAGAGUAUAUAACCUGGACUUCAACCCACCUCAUGUGCAUGGGAUUGAUGACAUCACCGGUGAACCAUUAAUUCAGCAGGAGGAUGAUAAACCUGAAGCAGUUGCUGCCAGAUUAAGACAGUACAAGGAUGUGGCAAAGCCAGUCAUUGAAUUAUACAAGAGCCGAGGAGUGCUCCACCAGUUUUCUGGUACGGAGACCAACAAAAUCUGGCCGUAUGUUUACACGCUUUUCUCAAACAAGAUCACGCCUAUUCAGUCCAAAGAAGCAUACUGAGCCGGCCCAGCAGAAGAACCAGGAAGAUGCCAUUCACUCAAUUGUACGUGUAGUAUCGGUGCCAUGUCCCAAUUAGAAGCUCUCACUAGCUGCAGUAGCGUGCAGUGGUCUUUUCUAGUUUAAAUGAUGAACUGAUAUGAAAACUAAUGAGUAGAAAGAGUUGAUGAAGAGACUCUUCUGUCUUUCAAAAGAAGGACCACCUACACAUGUUUAAGAUUUCUCUGCACGUGUGUGAAGCCCUUCUCAGGAAAGCGACACCUGGCUGGAUUUCAGACAACAUAUAACCCAAGCUCUAGCUGAGUUUUGACUUCCAGGGCAUGCUUUUUAUGCAUGAUGGUGGUGGUA